Messenger RNA from Arabidopsis arenosa, 644 nucleotides. The record is from the annotation of a GenBank genome assembly. Lineage: Eukaryota; Viridiplantae; Streptophyta; Magnoliopsida; Brassicales; Brassicaceae.
GGCGAACCUCCGAUUUGGCUGCACCGACGGAGCUCGACGCUGAGCUUCAACAUAGAGGUGUCGUAUAUUUCACAAUCAGUGAAGAUCGAAUCUUAAAACCAUGGCUUCUCCGACUAAUUCACAGAAAACAGUUUCGGAUGACGAUGAGGUUGAUUACUCCAUCAAACCAGAAUUCUAUGAUUCAGAUCUUGAUGAUAAAGAUGAGCUUUGGAUGGUUAAGAAGAGAGAUGGUCGUACUUCUGAUGCUGUACUUAGCUGUCCAGCUUGUUUCACCACUGUCUGCUUAGAGUGUCAGAGGCACGAGCAGUAUGUGACACAGUACAGGGCAGUCUUUGUGGUCAAUUGCAAAGUAGAUACAGACAGAGUUUUGCAACAAAAUGCAAUGCCUUCAAAGGUUGGUAAAAGAAGGAGAGAUUCCGAGAUGCAAGAAACUGGUUCUGAAGACAACGAAAAAGUUAACCCGGUCUUUUGCUCGGCUUGUUCAACAGAGAUCGGAGUAGUUGACAGUGAAGAGAUCUACCAUUUCUUUAAUGUCAUCCCAAGCGAGCCUUGAUACAACCUGGUUUUAUGAGUUGUUUGUAACGAGUUCGAAACAUGUGAUUAGGAUUUAUGUUUCGAUUGUUUGAUAAAUUUUUAAAAAUCAA